Messenger RNA from Syzygium oleosum, 2310 nucleotides. RefSeq names its product RNA pseudouridine synthase 4, mitochondrial. The transcript is spliced from 10 exons. Bases 16 to 1449 code for a protein of 477 amino acids. NCBI's taxonomy places the organism in Eukaryota, Viridiplantae, Streptophyta, Magnoliopsida, Myrtales, Myrtaceae. Gene Ontology annotation, molecular function: RNA binding; pseudouridine synthase activity. The record is from RefSeq and is a predicted model, not a curated record. Gene Ontology annotation, biological process: pseudouridine synthesis.
UUCCCAUCUCCACCGAUGGCGCAUCGCUGCCUCGUCCGCCGCCUCCCCCUCCUCUUCCGAGCGCCCGGCGGCGGCGCCGCCGCGCCCUCCGCCCUCGUGGGUCCUCCGUCGCGGCCUCAUUCCACCCGCGGCGCCUCGCCCGCCGAGGGGGAGCGCGGCGGCGCUGGCCGCGGCGGAGACGGAGUCAGGGGCAAUUGGCUCACCUUGCCCCCGUUUGAUCGUGCCGUCGUCGACGGGGCUGCUCUAGGAAGAGAGCUCUCCCGCCGCGGAAGCGCGGAACCCGGUGAAGCGGCGGCGGCGGCGAUGACGGCGCUGAAAUGGGUCCUUCGGUGCUGUCCGGAGUUGCCGCGGAGUCUUGUGCAGAAGCUGUUUCGCUUGAGACAGGUCCGAAGAGAGUUCUCAGAGGGUAGUCUCUCUGACGUUAGCACUCAAACAGCGGAUUGUCGUCUUAAAAGGGUGGCGGCUAAAGACUCGAUAAACUUGGGAGAUCGAAUCUAUCUUCCAAUCACUGUUAAAAAGUUGCCUUCAAAGAAGCAAGAGUGCCGUUGCAAUUUAGAAGAAGUGAAUUUUGUUCGUGGCCUUGUGUUGCAUAAGGACGACGCCAUUAUUGCUGUGAAUAAACCCCCUGGAAUGCCUGUUCAAGGUGGUGUAGGCAUCAGUAGAAGCUUGGAUGAGGUGGCCAUCACUUGUUUGAAGUAUGAUCACCAAGAAAACCCUCGGCUGGUGCACAGACUUGACAAAGAUUGCAGUGGCAUCUUGGUGAUGGGCAGGACACAAACAAGUGCAACAUUUUUGCACUCCCUAUUCCGUGAGAAAACUGUUGGAGCAUUAAACAAUGAUUCUGAUAGCAGAAAGAGAUUAUUGCAACGGAAGUAUUGGGCACUUGUCAUUGGAUCACCUAGGCGAUCAAAGGGAGUGAUUUCUGCACCACUGGGAAAGGUGCUGAUGGACAAUGGAAAAUCAGAUCGUAUUACCAUUGUCAAUAACAGUCAGACGAUCCCAUCUCACCAUGCACUAACGGAGUAUCAAGUAAUUGAGUCUCGUCAUGGCUAUACAUGGCUAGAGCUGUCACCGCUCACUGGAAGAAAGCAUCAGCUUCGAGUGCAUUGUGCUGAGGUACUGGGAACUCCAAUAGUUGGGGACUACAAGUAUGGCUGGCAAGCUCAUAGAAACUUCAAAAAUUGGCAAAUAUCAAAUUCUGAAGAAAGUUUUAGCAGGAAACUUAAGGGGAGGGCUCUUCCCUUUGGCCUUGAUCUGGAUAACGGAAGCAUUUCUGAUGAGCGACCUCGCCUGCAUCUACACAGUAACCAAGUUCUAUUGCCUAAUAUUGCUCUGGCUUUGCAAAACACGCAGCUAUCUUCAGGAUAUGGUUUGUCAGAACUGGAAACUCUUGAAUUGGUUGCUCCGCUGCCUCCAUACAUGCAAAAAAGCUUAGAUUUUUUGAAAUGACAAUCUCAUUGGAAAUAGUCGAACAUUCCAAUGGAUCAAGCUUGUUAAUGAUGAUGCCGUAUUCUGCAUCGGAUUGGUUAAACAUUAAUAUCAGACCAGUGGCAUUCUCUGGGGUCUAGAAAGAGUACACUAAAGAACCAUGUGAAGAGGAUGUGUGUUUUUCCUCAGUUAAAAUGAUGGUUUGAGCAUGGAAGAGCUCGAAGCAGUCAACUGAGUUUUGUUAAGAGGCAGAUUGUUGACAAUGUUGUCUGUCUCUAGGAUAAAUGAAUGUCGCCUCGGCAGAUGGAGUUUGUCAAAUAGGAUGGUACUCCUCAAGCAAAUGAAGCAGUUAGACAACUAAUCUUUAGCUGCAUAUUAGCACUGGGAGAAAGCAAUUCGGCGAGUCCAUUGAAUUGUGAAAGGGUAGUGGGCAAGAGUUUGAUUAUGGGCAGUUUUGGUUCUUAUCGAAUCUGAUUUAUUUGCUAUGGCGGCGGACAGGGCCGUUUUAGUUUUUUGAUUGAUUCAGCAUCGGGAUACAAUCCCAUGGGCGCCCCGAUUUGGAGUUCUUUAGAGUCUUACCAUUCUUUGAACAUUCUAUACGCAGGAGGUAGUAUGCAAUUUCGAGAUAUGCUCAUUUGGAGGAUCAAGAACUCAACUUUUGGUAUGAACUCUUUUUACGACACACUGUAUAGCUAGUACCACCAAUAGAUUUCUCUGGAGGCAGUUCUGGAAGAGAAAGGCCCCUGUUGCUAGUCACAGGUCAGCCAGAUUCUAACUUACAGGAAUCUUAGAUUGUUACUUGCCUACGCACGAAAGAACCUUUUGACCAUGUUCAUAUUUACUGUAAGUUUAGCGAGUGCAAUUUGAUAUGUUUUCUUGGAA